Messenger RNA from Colletotrichum truncatum, 1008 nucleotides. Its product is annotated as GNAT family protein. Lineage: Eukaryota; Fungi; Ascomycota; Sordariomycetes; Glomerellales; Glomerellaceae. Gene Ontology annotation, molecular function: acyltransferase activity, transferring groups other than amino-acyl groups. The record is from RefSeq and is a predicted model, not a curated record.
AUGCGGAGUUCAGUGGGCCGCAUCGCGGAGACAUUGGUAACUACUCAUACUGGCUUGGCGUUAUGCUACUUCGAGCUCCUUAAAGACACUUGUCUUUGCUUAAAUCUCCACCGAAUCAAAUAUCACUCAAACCAGCAGCUACCUCUCACUCUAGUCUAUCGUCCACCUCGCUCCCAACAAUCAAACAUACCCUGGACACACUGGUCUCAUAGUUCAACCUAUUCAGCUUCUUUACGAUUACCCAAGCAAGCCAUCAUGGGUAGCAGUGCUCCUUCGGACGUUCUCAUCGAAGUCAUCACUCAACCCGAGGAUUUCCACCAGGCUGCCGAGGUUGCUAUCAAUGCCUUCGGUCACCAGGUACACGAUGGAGUGUACAUUGCCAUGACACCCGGCUGGGACACUCCGGAGGGAGUCGCAGCCAGCGGCGAGCGUCUCGCGAAGCGCUGGCGUUCGGUAUCCAAGGACGUAAAUGGUCGGCCGAACACGAUUUUCCUCAAGGCGACUGUUCCAGACCCGGAGAACAGCGCACAGCGUCGGAUUGCUGGUCUGGCCAUUUGGAUGCAAGCCUCGGCUGUCGAAGGACACGGCGAGCCGCAGCCGACGGAUCUGAAGAAGGCUCUCGGACUCGAGUCGCUUUACCCCGGAAAUGAGGCUGAGCAGCGGUAUCUUGCACAGUGCAUUGCUUCGCUUCAGAAGCAGCGUGCCGAGGUCAUCAAGCAGACGGCGACAAAGAGCCCUCCGGCUGUUUUCGUUCUGGACCUGUGCGCCGUGGAUCCGAAAUUCCAAGGCAGAGGCGCUGCCAAGAAGCUGGUGCAGUGGGGUCUGGAAGAGGCCCAACGAAGAGGCGGAAUUGAGUGCAUUCUUGAGGGAUCUGCCAUGGGUAGACAUGUUUACUCAAAGCUGGGCUUCAAACAGGAGGGACCGGAGAUCGAGUACGUUGUUGAUGAGGAAUUUGCGAACCGUGACAGGCCGUCGAAUAUCUUUAUGCGCACAGGCAACUCUCAGUAA